GUUGGCUCUGGAUUUUCUAGCAUUUUGCGUCUGGUAUUCUAUUCAACAACACCAGUCACAUUAAGCUUAUAUUUCGUAUAAAACCGAGUCAUAUUUUUCUGUUAAAAACCGAUAAAAUUCCGGUGGACAUACUGGACGAAGAUGUCCAAUCUGCAAGAUAUUCCGCUUGGCGACCAAGGUCUGCCUGUGGAUGGCCCCGAGGUGGCCCCCACGCCAAAAUCAAAUUCCUUGAAGCGCUUCUUCAAGAUCAGCAAGAAGCCGCUGAUGCGUGACCAAGUGGAGGAUGACGACGACUCAUCCUCCCAGGACAACAAGGAGCUGGGAAAGUCCAACACGAUAAGUCGCUUCUUCACUCGAUUGAAGGGAGCCAACAAGGAUGGUCAAGAAGCUUCGGGCUCGGCAGUCGAUCCCGUCGAGCAUGAGAAGCCGCUGCCGAACGCCAAACCCACGAUUAAGACAUCUAUUUCGUCCUACUGGAAGCUACUGUUCAACCGCCAGAAGAGCCAGCGCCAAACCGCGGUCUUCGGACAGUCCAAUAACAGUAAUGUGGAGAACGAGUCUGAAGAGAUCCACGAGCUCCAACCGGUAAACCAGGAUCCCGAUGCCGAUUCUCAGCCGACUGCCAGAGAUGAGCAGGAGGAAUUGGAAGACGGCGUGGAUGCGGAGCCAGCCAAUCCGAAGCUCAGAAAAAUUGUUGCCAGCAAGGCAUCCGACCAGCAGAUUCUCAGUGCCUUAGAGGGCGGCCAGCUAUCCACCACCCAGCACGAAGAUGAUGCGGGUUCCAUGUAGCCGUCUUCUCCAU
Molecule: messenger RNA, 802 nt
Organism: Drosophila erecta
Lineage: Eukaryota; Metazoa; Arthropoda; Insecta; Diptera; Drosophilidae
Exons: 2
Coding region: 142-789 (215 amino acids)
Source: RefSeq, a predicted model, not a curated record